Messenger RNA from Lymnaea stagnalis (great pond snail), 11116 nucleotides. Lineage: Eukaryota; Metazoa; Mollusca; Gastropoda; Lymnaeidae. The record is from the annotation of a GenBank genome assembly.
GACAAACAUACCUUCUACAAAUGAAGCUAAGGCUUCUGCUACCGGACAACAACAAAACAUUGAAAGUUUAGAAAGUUUGACUCAAAGGAAACAUUUCUACGUUACGGAACUGAGUAAAAUGCAGGUAAUGAUACUUCCUUUGCUUAAAAUAUUUGAACUUUUGCAUUUUUAAUUUAAAUUAUUUGCAGACUUCUUGAAACUUUCUAUGAAUCCGAAUGUUGAAGAAUUUUAAAAUAAAUUAUAGUAUGGCAUCUUUGGCUUCUGAUGUCAAUUUCAAUACAAGAUGCCAAACAUGAACAUCUCUCUCUGAAGCCGUUUCCUUGUUCGAGUUAUGCUUACGAUGAGCACAUUAGCAAAACUAUUUGUAUUACUGAAAGUCACUAACCACCUUAUUAUUCAUUGAUCAUUAUUUUUUCUGCUGCAUGAUUAGUAAUUGUGGCCAAUUUUGAAAAUUAUUAUUCAUCUUUUCCAAUUCAUUGUUAGGCUACCAUGCGAGGUGUCAACCUAUCAAAUCUACCAGACAAGGGUCAGCGUAUUGUGACCAAAUUAGCUGAGACACAACAAAAAUUGAAAAUUAUUGAUGAACAAAUCAAAAUGGUUCCUAGAGGUAAUCGGUAAUGUUCCUUUCAAUUUUUUCUUGCUUUGAGAUGCUUGUCACUGGUAAACAUUUACAAAAAGUAUUUACUAAAAAAAAUAGUGCCUUAAAAUAUGAUACUUAACAAUAAUAUAGUGUCAUGGACUUCAUUAUUUUAUAAAUUUAUUUUUAUUAGAUUUCUACAUUAACAUUUUAAAAAGUUUUCAUUAAAUCUCUAGAUGUGCGUUUAAAAAAAAUGUUUACUAAAGCUCUAUAUUUACAUUUUUUAAAUGUUCACUAAAUCUCUCAUUUACAUUUAAAUUUUUUUUUCCUAAAUCUGUAUAUAACAUAUGAGUUUUUUCUUCAUGAACAAAAUGUAAUAUUGUGAUAUAUAUUAUUAUUAUUGUGGACAGUUAUUUCUCUACAUACUGUUUGGAGGCUCCCUCCAUCACACACACGUUUCUCAUCUCCAUAAUGAAAAAUGUCAAGUCUGUUGUUACGCACAAUACGUUUUAUUGUCAUACUCACAGUAUGAUAAAGAUAUCAAGCACCAUAAUAUUUAAUGCUGGCUCCUUCAAUAUAUAGGAACAAUUUCAAUAAGUUCAAUAGCCAACAUCUUCACACAGUAAUAAUUAUGGAAUCAUCUGCUUUUUUUCUCUGCUUACAAUUGUUGUAGCACCAUGUAUCUUGUGUACUCUUUCUCUAAGUCUCGUAUUGAUCGAGAUUCUCUAAAUAUUCUCUAAUUACCGAGAUGUUACACUCUUACAUUUACCUACUUUUUCAAUGUUCACCCAAUCUCUACAUUUACAUACUGCCUACCCUUUCCAGUAUAUAAAGUUAGCUCCUAUUAAACCUGCUUUCAACUGGAACACAAUUUGUACAUUUGAAUCAAUACCAAAAAAUACUUGAAAACAAUACCUGACUGAGAACAUUCUCCUAGCCCUACUUAGAUAUUUUAAGGAGUUGAGUGGUUCAUUUUAAAUUUUUCACCUAUAUGUUAAAGUUCUUAUUUCAGAAAAGGAUGGAAGUACAAAAAAUCCCAAUGGAAAUACCUCCAACAAAUCUGGUCCUCAAAUUAUUAAAGUCUACCCCAGUGCCAAUGGCACAACACAUGUAGUCCAGGUAGACUGAUUUUUUUUUUGUCUCAUAUUUAAUGCUCAGACCUAUAGGCUUAGUAAAAAAAGUUUUCAAAACAUAAGUUUUUGCUUUCCCUCUGCUUUUCCUCAUUUUUAUCAACUUUUUUCAUGUUAGGUCUUCAGCCAAGGCUAUCAUGCUCUUCUGUACUGUCAAGUUGGGAAAGGAUCAGCCUCCUGCUAAGCCGAGAUAAUUUAUAAGGGGAUUUAUGUUUUUAGAAUGAUCUAUGUCUUCCUCUAUGGCUACUUUAAGUUUUUUGAAAACAGCUUAUUGGUAAUUUAGGGUUGUCUUAUAAAGAUGGUUUAUAAUUCCGCUAGCUGGCAUCAGGGAUGCCCCCAUUCGGGGCGGUAUUCCUGGUAAAAAUUUAUUAUAUAUUUUUACGGAUUACAAUCUUUUUUCCAACAAAAAAUUGGAUCAGGUAUGCACAAUCCACAAACUGAUAUCAUUUGAGAUGCACUGAACUAUGGGGACAUUUUUUUCGAAAUUACAUAUCAUUGCGUCAUUACAUCAUGUUUUAUUUUUAUCAUGCUUAGAAAAAUAAUACUAUUUAAAUGGUAAAUGAAUAAAUAAAUACUUCAAUUUUUAAAAAGUUUAAGUAUCUCUUUUUGACAUUUAGAUUAAGUUGUGGCAUAGAGUGAGCUAAAGUUGGACAGUGCUUAAGUAUUGGAUUGUGUUAGAAACAUUUCUUGCUUUUACUGCUUCAGAACCCAAGUUCAUCCAACAGCCAACCAACACAGGCAACUGGACAGCAGUAUGAUCCAUCUCAGCUUGCACAUCUGCCACAGUACCUACAACAACUUUUUGCAUGUAAGUUUUUGUUAUUCUUCAUCCAUACAAUAUACAAUACUUGAUUUUAGUGUUUCCUAUAAAAAUUUGUGUUCAAUUUGAUUUAAAAUCCCCCCCCCCUCACCCCCAAACCCGUUUUUAAAAAAUAUGUUUUUUAAAAAAAACAAAUAUAACAGCCAACCCACAAGCAAUGACGCUGUAUGGUGGAAGAAUGACAGCCCAGAGGCUGAGAGAAGUUGGGUCAAUAACAACAGAAGCCAUUGACAAAUUGCACAAGUGAGUAGUUCAUUGUUGAUGGAAGGGGUCACAACUUGGAAGGGGCCUGUCCCAUUCUAUUCCAUAAAUCACUUUCUUUACUGAGCUUUGUGUGGGAACAGAAAACUGGACUUUGAAAUAUAUUUAUUUUGUUGAGUGGGUGCCCGAAAAACUAAUGUGAAUUUUUCUUUAACUGAAACUGUAUCAUCCUUUUAAUAAAAAAUUUAAAAAAAAUAAAAACUGAAAGUGACUAAUUAUUAUUUAUGUUAAUUUAACUAACAAAGGAUAACAAACUAACAAACUAACAAAACAGUUAAAUUUUGAAGCUCAAAAGAUAUGAAAAGAAUAUAAUAAAACAUAAUCUGAAUAAAGUAUUUUUAUGUAUGCAAUAGCCAACUUUUACGUUGCUUUAGUUAGUAGCUGAGUUAUCAUCAAACAUUUUGCCAAACCGAUCAAAAGUUAUCAACAUUUUUCAGCCUUUUAGAAUAUUUUUUUUUGUGUGUAAAUCUUUAUAUUUUAUAAUUAUCAUUUAUUAUUAUAAACUUGUAUUUUUUCUGUUCUUUAAAGAAUCUACAAUGCAAGACUUCAAUUUCUGCAGAAAUCACUCAUAUAUAUAGUCAAAGAUUACAAUUGUUAAAAUUAUUUCGGUUAGUUGAGAUCUUUUCUUGAUGUUUAUUCUAGACAGUUGGAUACUUGUCCUGCAGACAGCACAGAACUUCCUGACCCAAAGGGAUUAAAAGUCAGUCUGAUGCCUCAUCAAAGACAGGCUCUUGCCUGGUUGGCCUGGCGAGAACAACAGCACCCUCCUGGGGGCAUUUUAGGUUUUUUUUUUAUAUAAGACUCUUUUGAAUUUUUAAAAAUAGUUUUCACUGACUGGCACCAUCUGCAAGCCUUAGGCUGCCAAUCCGUACAACAUUAUUAUUUAUUGUCAUACAAAAAGAAAAGAAAAUUAAUAAAUCUAGCACCAGUCCCUGGUGCAAUUUCAAAACUUGUCCACCAAAUUUAAAAUUUUGGAAAAUGUUUAAAAUUUUGCCUGUUGGCAAGAUUUGAUCUGAAAUAGCAUGUCUUAUUAACGGAAAUAUAAUUUUUACUAAUGAAAAAGGAUACCUGAUUUGGAAAUGUAGCAGGUAGCAAGCAUCCUUACAGAUUCAUGCAAAAUUAUUGUUUAGAGAAUUAAAAAAACAUACUCUUUUAAUUACCCAAAAUAUACUAAUAAAACUGAUAUAGAUUUUUAUAAAUCAUUGAUCCAGCUGAUGACAUGGGGUUGGGAAAGACCCUGACCACAAUAUCCCACAUCCUCAGACAGAAGGUGGCAACAGAGAGCCUGGGAGAAGAAGAAUGGCUUAGCAGAAACAAACAAGUUGAAAAAUGUAUGUCUUUUUUACAUUUAGAAAAAACCAUGACCUAAAUAUGAGAUUUAAAGUUAUUAUGAUUUAUUUUUCAAGUCUUUACUGAUUUCAUUGAGUGAUAAUAAGUAUUUUAAACUUGUACUUUUAUGUGAUACAAAUCACAUUUGUUAUAUCCUGAUCUCAGUGGACAAAGCUGUAAAGAAAUCAAGAGCAACUUUAAUUAUUGCGCCUGCUUCACUUAUACAUCAGUGGGCCAAGGAAAUAGAAAGACGAGUUAAACCAGAACUUCUCAAGUUUAUUGUUUAUCAUGGUCCUACAAGAGAGAAAAAUAUUCAUAAGUAUGAUAUUUAUUGAAUAAUAUAUUUAAAUACCUCUAUAAUGAUCAUUAUUUUUUCAUGUGUAGAACUUACUGUAAAACAGACCUGGUUACUCUGACGAUUUUGGUGUACAAUUUACGAUUUUGAGGUAUCCUUUGUGAGUGUUCACUGAGACCUGUCAGAACUAUGGUAUUAAGAGACCAGUUGAAAAAAAUAUAUUCUAGUUGUUUUUACCACUAAAAAAAUAAUAAAAUACCAUUUCUGUGAUUAGUUUUACUUCUCUAUACAUCCGCCUUUGAAUGAAACGAGAAACAUGAUUGGUUGUGGACCAUCCAUAAUUUUAUUACUCAUGCACUGAGAUGGGAAGAAGAAGUGGUGUUGACUUAGGAGCAUGCAGGUUUCGUGGGGAGGUGUCUAAAUAUUUUUAAAGGACAUAUUGUUGCUUUGCAUUUGCACAAAUUUAGUCGAGAUUUUUUAUUGGUUGCUUCAGUGUUGUAUGAUGUAAUUUUGUGACUUAGUUAUUUCUUUGUUUGUAUAAACAAAUGCAGACCUGUUUACUCUUAUGAUUUUAGCAUACAAUGUACGAUUUUGAGGUGGAUAAAUUAUAUAUACUGUAUGUUUAGUUUUUACCAUUAAGAAAAUGUAUUGAACGAUUUUGUGGUGAUAUGGUACGAUUUUAAGAGUUUGAGGGUAAACAGGUCUGCAAAUAAACUUAUUUCUUCAUUAAAAUAGCAAUAAUUUUCAUUCUUGGCAUUAAUGCACAUUGGAAAUAUAUAUAUCAGUACACGACUUUUUGAGAUGUUACGCACCAUUUUAGUGCACCUGCCCCAUUUUUAAAAUGAUUUUUAAUUUUAAAAGAGAUCAUAAGUAAGCUCAAAUGUUAAAUAAAAACUUUAAAAAAAUUAUACUACUAAUAUUAAAGUAUUGAAAUAAACACAGCAAGGUAAAGUGAACCUAAUUUUCCACAAGCAUUUCUUCAACUGUUCUCUGAUUAAGUGUAGAAUGAUGCAAAACUAUUUUUUUAUAUUUGAAUAUGAAAAAAAUAUUUAUACCAUUGAUAUUAUAUUUGUCAUAAAAUUAAACCUUUGUCAUCCAUAAAUGGAAUAAUUUUUGUCUAUAUUAUAGGCUCAUUGACAAUGAUAUUGUCUUAACAACUUACACUAUAAUCAGCAAGGAGGUGGGGAUUGACCAAGAUGAAAAUGCUGACAGUCCUGUAACAGAUCCAGACAAGGAGCAGACUGCAGAAGAGCCUAAAACUGAUGUGAGUGGUCAUCACACUUUGAAAUGCCGGGUUUGUGUGCAGAGUACUAAUGGUGAGGAUGCAUCUUGGUGAUUAUGAAUGACGUUGGAUCUGGCAAUAACAUUUUCAGCAUAUCUGAAGUAAGCUGCCUGAUGUUAAUUAAGUCUCCUUUAAAAUUAUGUAAAACCUAAAUUGUUAACAUGAUUUAUUUCAGCGAGCAGCCACGCCACUUCCCACACUGUUGAGAAUAGGCUGGGAAAGGAUUGUGCUGGAUGAGGCUCACAACAUCAAGAACCACAAGUCGUUGACGGCAAGGUCUGUGUGUCGGUUAAGGAGCAUAAGCAGGUGGGCCCUGACUGGAACUCCUAUACAGAAUGACCUGAUGGACAUGUAUGCUCUUCUCAGGUGAGUGGUUGUCAACUUAUUCUAAAUGGUAAAGGGCUAUAAGUUUGUUUUUUUGUUUUUUUUGCAAUGUUAUGUAUAUCAAUUGCUUGGUUUAUUCUAUCAAAAUAAUACAGCACAACUGUGAGGUUUUUAAAUUUAAUCUUUUUUUUUUUUUUUUUUUAAUUUUUAGACAUUCCACUAUUUUUUUAUUAUAACACGCAAACACUAAAAUGGUAAAUAUUGCUGGAUAAUUUACCAUUGCAGUGUUUGUGAGUUAUAGUAAGAAAAUAGUGGAAUAUUCAAUUUUUCAAUUACCAAAGCAAUUUAACAAAUUUUUUAGAUAAAGCAUUGAGGCAUUUGUACUGUCAAGCCUCCGAAAGGCAUCACAAGCCAUUUUGAUCAUGAUUCCACUCUUCUCGGACUGCAUUUAAUUACACAAAUAAAUAAACAAAAAAACGAUGUACUGAAUUUAAAAAAAAUAAAACUUUAAUGAAAAUUCAAUGUUAAAUGAGCUUUUCACUGAUUCUAUUCUAGGUUCCUGCGGUUUAGUCCAUUUGAUGAGUACAAAGUAUGGAAGAGACAUGUUGACUCUGGGAAAGGUAUUUAUCCAUUUGAUUAAUGAUAAGAAAAUUUUUUAAAAAAUGUAAUUUGUUAAUCAAGAUGAAUAUUUUAUUUUAAAAUUGCGUCUUUCAGGUGAUACAAAAAGACUAAACACUAUUGUUAAAUCCCUUCUUCUGAGACGCACCAAAGACCAAACGAGCCUAGAGGGCAAACCUCUUGUGUCCCUUCCAAGUCGCAGUAGCGAGACUAUUCUGGUUGUUCUGACUACAGAGGAGAGAACAGUGUAUGAGAAAUUGUUCCGCAAAACUCAGUAAGUGAUAUCUAUUAACUGUCUAAUCUUAAUUUUUUUUAAUCAUUUCUUAUAUUUUUGUUCAUGAAUUUCGCAACACUUUUUGCUUGAAGGUCAACUGUUAGGGCCUAUGUGGUGCGUCACCAGGAUAAAGAGUCUCUGCAGGGGGAGAAAUGGAAACCAGAUUCUGGUGCUUCCCAAACUGUUGGGUCAUUCUCAAAAGCUGGUGGAGCCUCAAACACUACAGAGGCCAAUGACAGGGUCCCUCAGACACAAGGUGGCAAAGCCACAGGCAGUCAAAUCUUGGUGCUCCUACUUCGUCUUCGACAGUGUUGUUCUCACUUAAGUCUCAUGAAAUCAGUAGGUCAAAAUAUGUGGUGUUAUUUGUGUCUAAGGAGGUUCAUUACAAUACAUUGUCAUUCACUAGCCUGUUGGUUCUUAAGCUGCCCCUCUUUGUUUUGGCAGGGAAAGGCCUGAAAGGUGUGUAACUCGCUUAUGAGUUGAACCCCACAAGAUAAUAUGCCAGUAGGAACAAGACAGUACAAAUAAAAAUAAAAUAAUUUAAAAAGUCCAAAUUUAAACAAAUAAUUAUUGUGUAAGUAAAUAGACUUUAAAACUAAUAAUAUAUAAAACAUACAAUCUAAUGUAUAACACUUAACAUUUACAAAAAUAGGACCUCUGCGAUCCACAAUAACUAUUUCAUUAAUAUGGGUACUUUGAUACUCUCUAUGCACAGACUAUUUCUGCAGAGGCAAAUAAGGAAAAAAUAAAGAAGAAAGUGACACCUAGGGCGGACCACCCCCUUCCCAAAAAACACCUGAAAGAUAACCACCAUAACCCAUUACUUAAGGAAUGUGGAUGCUCCGAAAAAUUCAGCUGUAUUUAUUAUCUUCUUAAAGCUAGUGGUGUUCCUAUUUUUAAAAAUUGUUUUCCUUUAAAGAAUAAAUAUUUAAUUUGUUUAUUUUUUACUUCAGCAUUUGGAGGCAGAAGCUUUAGAGUCUGAUGGAAUACAACUUUCACUGGAGGAACAGAUGAGAGGCAUGGCCAUUGAGGAUAUUACUGGGGACUCCAGCUCAGACUCUGCUCAAAAUUUGGUGGCUCUUUUUGACAAAUCUGCCCAAAGUUCAAAAGUUAGUUUUAGAAAUUGAUUCCAGUAUUUUCAUUACAAUAUUCACUGAGGUAUUUUCCCAAAAAUGUUAACAUUUAUUAAGAAGGUUUAGUGUGUAAUCUGUAAAGUUAAAAUAUAUAUGUGUAAGUACAUUUUUUUCUAAUACUAUAAAUGCUUAAUACAUAGAAGAAGAAUAAGAUGUAGGUAAAAAUUGAAAUCCACACUUGGAGCUGAAGUUCAUUUUUAUAUUUUUUCACUCACUCACUUAACUGACUAUACAAAUAUAAAUAUUUGUGUAUUUAAAAAAAAAAAUUAAACAUUUGUUAAUAUUACCCAAUUUAGGUGUUUUAACCUCGAUCUGGUUUUACCAUCUAAUUUCACAAAAGUCUAAAUGAAAUUAAUAUACCCAAGGUAUAAUGUUUUAGUGUAAAUCCAAUUUUCCUUUUUUUCAGUUGAAAAAUGUUAUAGAAAAGAUAAAGUCAAUACAGUUGGAUACAACUUCUCAGGGUAGACAAAAAAGGUUAGUGUCUCUCAUUCAAAUGAUUUUUUUUUUUUUAAAAGAGUCUCAAUUAAAACUUACUUGAAAUGUCACCUGUUCCUAAUUAUUAAAUGUCCAAAUUGAAACUGUUUUUUUUUUUUAAACAUGUCACUUUUUUAAAAGAAUGAUAAGUUUAGCAAAGUUUUGACUUUUCAAUUCCAGUGUCAUAGUGUCCCAAUGGACUCAGAUGCUUGAAAUAGUUGGCCACCAUCUGGAAAAAGCUGGAAUAAAAUAUAGUAUCAUUCAGGGCAAUAUUCCAGCCAAAAAGAGAAUGGAUAUUGUUGAUGAUUUCAACACAAACUCUACUGGAGCACAGGUAUGUACAAAUCUAACAAUACUGAUGUCAUUUGUAAGUGUAAGGGUCAUUAAUGGUUUCACUCACAUGAAAUUUUUUUUUUAAAGGGGUCAUCCAUAAAAGACGUCCACACAAAAGGGGGGAGGGGGGGGUUCAGCAAAAAGUGGACAAAGGGGGGGGAGGGGUUUUAGGACAAAGUGGAUGUCCACAUUGUAGUGUUUUUUUUAGUGCAGCAGUUUUGCAUAAAUUUACUGCUCGAUCACAGUUACAGUAGCAUGCCUUUUGAUCUCUAUUGUCCAUCGGUGGCUGGAAGAAUUUCCAAGAGAAUAUGUUUCUACGGUAAAUAUUUCCCAUCGCAGGCGGCAAUGAAAAAACAUAAGGUCGUCCAUUGCAAUAUUCCUGCUAGUGAACAUAAUAUGGCAGACAAAUCAGACGAAAAGACUGCCACUCAAAUUGAAUUAGCAAUUGAAGACUCAAGAACAGAUGUUGUCAUUAUACGAAACAUGUUUGAACGGCUGCAGUCUGAAUUUUCCGUUGAUUGAAGAAUGGUGGAUUAUUUGUUUAUUACAUUUUUUAAUACAGUGAUUCAAUAAAAUGUUUUUGAACAGUUAUUAUUUCAUUUAGAAUUUUGCCUGCAAAUAAUUGGAAUUUCUAAAAAAAAUCUUUGCAAAUACAUACUCUUUACAUUGUUGUACAUUUUCCCAAAAUAUUUAUUAAGUUCGGUAAAUUUUAUGUUUUGGACGUCCACAACUUGGGGGGAGGGGGUUCAAGUCAAAAGUGGACAAAGGGGGAGGGGGGGGGGCUAAAAAAUAGAAACAAAUUGGUGGACGUCUUUUAUGGAUGGCCCCAAAUAACUUUGCACUUUGCGAAAUGCUUCGUAACUUAAUUUGAAUAAAAUGCUAAAUAUCUCCUUUGACUUGAUACAAAAGUUACCUUUUUUUUUAAAUCUCUGUGUAGGUUAUGCUGCUGUCUCUGAAAGCAGGUGGUGUGGGCUUGAAUUUGAUUGGAGGGAAUCAUCUGUUUUUGUUGGAUAACCACUGGUAGGCGCAAAAAAUCCUAGACUCAUUUAUAAUAAAUAUUGCCCCUUCUAAUCUGUUUAAAUAAAUUAUCUGUAGAAAGGUUGGGAUGAUUUGACUAUGUUUUGCCGGUAUGUCAUCAAAGGCCACUAGACUCUUAAAGUGCUUUAAUGAGUUUUUGCUUUUAAAAUAAUUCAAAUGUUACUAAUAUAAAAUCAACAGUCCUGUUCAUAUUUUUAUUUUUAAAAUUAAAUCUUUCAGGAACCCAGCUUUGGAAGAACAAGCUUGUGAUCGCAUUUACAGAAUGGGGCAGAAGAAGGAUGUGUUUAUAUACAAGUAAUUAAAAUUUCUUGUUCUUUCUGCUUUCAAACAGUCUUAAAGAAUCCUCAACUUGAGGUUGUAAAAUAUAUUCUAAAAAAAAAAAAUUUGGACUUGAGAUAACCAUUUUUUUCACUUCUUUCUGUUCUUUCUUUUUUUAAAUAUUAUUUAAAGUUUCAAUAAGCAUUGCUAAUGACACAAAGCAGUCUGCUUAUUUUUUUUCUCCAGUUUGAUAUUUUAAAUAUCUUUUAUUUGAUUAAAAAUACAAUUUUCCAAAUGCUAACAUAUCAUAAUGAGUUCUCAAAGUUGCAAUCAAUUUUUUUUUUUUUAAAGGUUUCUAUGUAAAGAUACAAUUGAGGAGAAAAUAGUGGCUUUGCAAGAAAGAAAACUUUCAUUAGCAAAAUCUGUUCUUUCUGGGUAGGUCUUAGAUUUUAACUAACAGUAACAGUUUAUAAUUUUUUUUAUAUUUCAUUUCAAAGAUUUGCUUUCAAUAAAAGUUAAUAUUCUAAUAACAUAUUUAGCAUUUGUUAAGAUACAGUUAACUAUUUUGUAUUAAAUUAUUAAAAUGUAAAUAAGAUACAAUUUUCAUUUUAAUAUUGAAUUCGGAUUUCUUUUACUUUUUUUAACUAAAAAUAUUUUUUUUCUUUAAAAAAAAACCCGAUAAUUUCAUUUCCCUUACACAAUUAUGUUAUCUUCUAUCUGCAGUGCUGCAACCAGUAGUCAGAAACUGACUUUGUCUGACCUACGAUCUCUUUUUGGAGUAUAAUCUCUAAUUUUUUGUGUAACUGUGUUGUUAAUAUUUAAAACUAUUUGUUAACUGUUUCAAGUUGUUGCUCUAGGACCAGUUUCUAGGUUUUGUUUUGUUUAUUUCAUUUGCUUUUACGGUGCUGUUAAUUAUUUGACAAGACUGUGAUUUCAAGCUGCUAUAAAUUUUUCAUUAGCAUUUAUGGCC